Molecule: messenger RNA, 885 nt
Organism: Panicum virgatum (switchgrass)
Lineage: Eukaryota; Viridiplantae; Streptophyta; Magnoliopsida; Poales; Poaceae
Exons: 4
Coding region: 1-885 (294 amino acids)
Source: RefSeq, a predicted model, not a curated record
AUGGAGAAUCCACAUUAUGUACCUAAAAUUUUGGAUCCAGCUAACGAUGGUGCAAAAGUAAGUGCCGCCGAUGUGAAAAAUGUUACAGAUGAUGUCGAGGAUGAUUGCGAUGAGGACAUGAUAUUUGAAGAGGACGAUGAAGAGUUUGAAGGAUACCUCUUCGCAGGCCAAGAUGAUGACACCGAAGAGGAAGUUGUACUCAACGAUGCAGAUGAUGACUCUGGUUCUAUCCCAGAUGUAUUAGAUUCGUAUGACGCAGUGUAUGCAAAUAUGCCUGAGGAUACCCACAUGAUGGAGCCUGUUGUGAACUGCCCACACUGCAACGCAAAGAAGUUUGAGUCCGAGACCCCCGGAUUCUGCUGCCGCGGCGGGGAGAUUAAGCUAUCCACACCUGAUACACCACCCGAGCUCAUGAGGCUGUGGUCAAGUUCAUAUGCUUAUGCUAGGCACUUUCGUGCAAACAGCAGAUAUUUCAAUGGGCAUUUCUCAUUCACUUCACUAUAUUGUCAGCUCGAUUGUAUCGCCACCAAUAUGAGGACCGCUGGGGUAUACACGUUUCGUGCGCAUGGCAAAAUAUACCAUAACCUUAGAUCGUUUGGUAGAGAAGAUGGUACGGAACCUAGACACUUGGAACUUUACUUCUACGACGACGACCCCAGCCUUGAGUAUCGGUUCCACAAGUGCCGGCAGAAGUGCAAAGAGAUGGACAAGGAGGUGAUUCGAAAGUUGGUCGACAUCAUGCGUGAUAACCCGUACUCUGAACAUCUCAGGAGUUUUGGGCAGAAUGAGAAUCUUGAUGACUAUCACGUGGAGUUGAACCUUGAUCACCGGUUAGACCAGAGAACAUAUAACCCGUCGCUGACAAAGUGGCUGCUAUAUGGAUAG